AUGAGUGCAAGAUAUUUGUUUGAUGCCAAAUGUGAAAAAAGUGAACCGGUUGAGAAAGCUAAUGGUAAUGAUGGAAAUAGCUCACAAAAUGUAACUCUAAGUUUAGGAGCAAUUUUAUCACAGAGCAUAUCAGAACCAACACCCACAUACCAUCAGUCAAAUUUUUUCAACAGAAACACCCAAACGGAGAUAUUUUCUCUCUCUAAAUGUGAAUGUUGCUACAAUAUGAAAGGAGAAAUAUUUCACAUUACCCAGUGGGGAGCAAUGUCAAGGUGGUCUGAUGCAAUAAAAUAUGAUUUAAAGGAAAUAUUUCAAGCACUGAUCAGACACACUAAUAGUAAUAAGAGAUUACAGGAAUCAUUAGCAGAAAGAGAACGUAAAAUUGAAGAAUCUUUUUCAGAAAUUGACGAUAAAAUUAUUACUUUACAAGAGGAAAUCCAUUCAUUACAAGAACAAUUACAGACUGGUUAG
Molecule: messenger RNA, 471 nt
Organism: Gryllus bimaculatus (two-spotted cricket)
Lineage: Eukaryota; Metazoa; Arthropoda; Insecta; Orthoptera; Gryllidae
Source: the annotation of a GenBank genome assembly